AACCGCUCCCUGUGCCGGAAGUCGGGCGGUGGCGAAGCGUCGCGGCUGUCAGGGUUGAAAGGAGCUGCUCUUACUUGGCUGUCCUGCCUUUCAGGUUAAAAACAGCAAAAAAACAGAUUGGUCAAAAUGUCGAGCAAACGGGCCAAGGGAAAGAUCCCUAAGAAGCGCCCUCAGCGCGCUACUUCCAAUGUCUUCGCCAUGUUUGACCAGUCCCAGAUCCAGGAGUUCAAGGAGGCCUUCAACAUGAUUGACCAGAACCGGGAUGGUUUUGUGGACAAGGAAGACCUGCAUGACAUGCUGGCUUCAUUGGGCAAAAACCCAACAGAUGAGUACCUGGAGACCAUGAUGACUGAGGCUCCAGGUCCCAUAAACUUCACAAUGUUUCUUACCAUGUUCGGGGAAAAACUGAAUGGCACAGACCCUGAAGACGUCAUAAGAAAUGCCUUUGCAUGCUUCGAUGAGGAGGGCACAGGUUUCAUCCAGGAGGACUACUUAAGAGAACUGCUGACAACCAUGGGCGACCGCUUCACCGAUGAGGAGGUGGACGAGUUAUUCAGAGAGGCACCCAUCGACAAGAAGAACAACUUCAACUAUGUAGAGUUCACCCGCAUCCUCAAGCACGGAGCCAAGGACAAGGAUGACUGAAUGAGCUUGGAGGAUCUGUAAUUUCUUGAUUUGUGUUUCUAUAUAAAUAUAUACCUUGUUUGGUCUUUUUCCCCAGUUAGAUCCUGCUGUUGUAAGCCUUAGCUUUCAGCCAAGCUCAUGCCAAAAACAAGCACAACUAAAGGCAUUUCUUAAAAUGGGAUUUAUGCACAACUUCAGUUUCAGCCCCCGCAGAUUUGCACAUCUGAUUACAUAUGUCAUGAACUCUCUGCAGAAAAGGUUUCAUAAGUGGUAUAAAGUCACUCAAAAUGUGAAAACUGGGGGAAUCUCAUCUACGGAAAGGAGCUCUUAAUUUAAUGGCCUGGUUUAGCUGGAUUUUUACAUUUUGUAAGUUUAAACUUUUGAAAUAAAACUACUCUGUCAACUCA
Scleropages formosus (Asian bonytongue) is the source of this 1031-nucleotide messenger RNA. RefSeq names its product myosin regulatory light chain 2, smooth muscle minor isoform-like. The transcript has 4 exons. The coding region runs from base 127 to 645 and encodes 172 amino acids. Lineage: Eukaryota; Metazoa; Chordata; Actinopteri; Osteoglossiformes; Osteoglossidae. The record is from RefSeq and is a predicted model, not a curated record. Gene Ontology annotation, molecular function: calcium ion binding.